Messenger RNA from Gloeophyllum trabeum ATCC 11539, 975 nucleotides. RefSeq names its product syntaxin-like protein. Gene Ontology annotation, biological process: vesicle fusion; exocytosis; intracellular protein transport. The record is from RefSeq and is a predicted model, not a curated record. Gene Ontology annotation, cellular component: endomembrane system; SNARE complex; plasma membrane. Gene Ontology annotation, molecular function: SNARE binding; SNAP receptor activity. The transcript is spliced from 7 exons. The coding region runs from base 1 to 975 and encodes 324 amino acids. NCBI's taxonomy places the organism in Eukaryota, Fungi, Basidiomycota, Agaricomycetes, Gloeophyllales, Gloeophyllaceae.
AUGUCUGAAGUCGCUGGAAGCACAGUGCAUCUGACGUCUAACAUGGCGGCUGGCGGCGGAGGCGACAGCAUGACGGAAUUCUACAAUGAAAUUGCGUCGCUCCAGGACAGCAUACGCGCUUUCAGUGACAACGUCGCCCGUAUCAGCGACCUCCAUUCGCGGUCUCUGAACAACAUGGACGAUGCCGCCGCACAACGGAACCAGCAAGACCUGGAGGAUCUCGUGCAAGAGACGAGUGCGCUGAGCUCCCAAUUGAAACGUAGGAUAAAGGAUCUGGAGCGGCAGGGUGGUGCUGGGAGGGAUGGCCAAAUCCGUAAACAACAGACGGCUUUGGUGAAGUCGAAGUUCGUAGAGGCUAUUCAAAACUAUCAGGGUGUUGAGCAGCAGUAUCGGCAGCGAUACAAGCAGCGGAUGGAACGGCAGUUCAAAAUUGUGAAACCGGAUGCCACACCAGAGGAGAUCAAGGCCGUCGUUAACGACGAGUCCGGCGGUCAGAUAUUCAGCCAAGCUUUGAUGAACUCUAACCGGUAUGGCGAGUCACGGGCAGCAUACCGUGAGGUGCAAGCGCGGCACGAAGAUAUCAAGAGGAUCGAGAGCACGCUGGCGGAGCUCGCACAGCUUUUCAAUGAUAUGAGUAUCCUUGUUGAGCAGCAGGAUGAGCAAAUCAACACGAUCGAAGCUACCGCUGCCAACGUCGAGAAGGACAUGGAAGUCGGUCUUAAUUACACCGAGAAGGCAGUGGACUCGGCUCGUGCUGCGCGAAAGAAGCGAUGGAUCUGCUUCGGUAUCUCACUUGUUAUCCUCGCCAUUAUUGCCAUCGUCGUCGCUAUCGAGGUCGUUCAGCGCGUCAACACGAACAAGAGUUCGUCAGAUGGCACUAAGACCGUCACGGCAAGUGGUUCAGCGGCUCCGUCCACCGCAGCCGCGGCGGCAGCUGCUGUCGCAACAGCAGUUGUCACUGGAACUCCAACCUAG